AUGGACCAUCAAUUGGCGAAAAAGGGUUUUGAUUAUGCCCGGAAAAGGAAGAAAUGGCUCUUUGUAGCUGCUGCUUUAGGCUUCUCUGGUUAUGGCGUGUACAGGGUUUAUAACUUGCCUUCAGUAUCUCAAAAAAGAAAAAGAAUUUUAAAGCUUUUAGGAGCUUUAGUUUCUAUAGUUGAAGUAGUUUCAGACUCUGCUGAGUCAAUUGGAGUUGUCUCUAAGGAUUUGAGGGACUUUCUGAAAUCUGAUUCUGACAAAAUUCCAAAUAGCUUAAAGCAAGUUUCCAAAAUCACAAGGUCGGAUGAGUUUUCAGAAUCUGUGGUUAAGCUCACACAGGCUGUGACUUUGGGAGUUUUGCGGGGUUAUCGAUCGGAGGCAAGGAAUGAUGGGGACAAUGGAAUUUCUAGUAAUUCAAGCUUUACAGACCAGGUUAUGGAUAAGCUUUUUACCACCGCCGGGUCUGGUUUUGUUUCAGUUGUUGUUGGAAGCUUUGCUAGGAAUUUGGUAUUAGCUUUCUAUUCAGAUGAGAAGUCUGGUGGAGGAUCUAAUUCAAACAGUUCCCCAAGUAUGGACCAUUUUGUUUCGGAAACAAAUUCUGUUCCAACAUGGGUGGAUGUGGUUUGUGACAAAAAGUGCAGAGACCUGAUUGGUGAUUGUAUCCAGUUAUUUGUAAGCACAGCUGUUGCUGUUUAUCUUGACAAGACUGUGAAUAUCAACACCUAUGAUGAUAUCUUCUCUGGGUUAACUAACCCCAAGCAUGAAACAAAAGUGAGAGACAUGUUGUCAUCUGUAUGUAAUGGCGCGGUGGAAACUCUUAUCAGAACAUCUCACCAAGUGUUGGCAAAUUCAACUUCAAAGGGCAAUCCUUCAAAUUUGAAUUCGAGUUCUUAUCUGGCACUUGAUGAAAGACAAACUCCAGCUCGAGAUGAGGGGUUCAGUGAAAAGGCAUUAUCGAUGCAUUCAAAGGCAACAAAUGUGGAUGAUGAGACGAAAGACAGUGGUUGGGUUGGAAAAGUGUCCUCUACUUUGGCAGUGCCAAGCAAUAGGAGGUUUGUUCUUGAUGUGACUGGGAGGGUUGCAUCUGAAACCGUCAGAUCAUUCUUGGAGUUUUCGUCGGAGAAAAUAUUUGAUGGGAUGAAAGGAUAUGCUAAUUCUGUUCGUGAGGAAACUGUGGACAAGGGUUUUGGGAUAGUGAGAUAUGCUAAUUCUGUUCGUGAGGAAACUGUGGACAAGGGUUUUGGGAUAGUGAGAUAUGCUGCUGGAAAGUCCUCUGUUAUUGCUACUGUAUGGCUAUCUUUGUGUUUACACAUAAUGGACAGCCCAUGGGCUUUGGUGCCAGCUUAG
This is a messenger RNA of Prunus armeniaca (apricot), 1347 nucleotides long. The record is from the annotation of a GenBank genome assembly. NCBI's taxonomy places the organism in Eukaryota, Viridiplantae, Streptophyta, Magnoliopsida, Rosales, Rosaceae.